AUGCUGAUUUCAAACUUGGUUCGAACCCUGCAGAAAAGACUCAGCGAACUUGUGGAAGCGUUGGAUGGCCAGUUGGAUCCUACGGUCACCUCAGAUCUCAAUAUGCUUGGCCUUUGUCGGGUGAUCUGGCUAUUGACCCGACAGAAGCCCCAAGUCUGUGUGAGCCGCCUUCGCUGUGAAGACUAUGGGGAGCUCAAUACCAGACUUCACCAGCGUCAUGUGCAACUAGUUCAAUCAUCCUCGGAUGUUGCAGCUGCUUUGAGCACCAUCAAGUCUGAAGCGAUCUUGACUGAGAGCUUCAUAGCUGCCCUUGCAGAAGCUCAAGGCUGGGAUGAUGAGUGGAUGGCUGCUGAAGAAGCCACAAGCAGGGGUCGUGGUCCCAAAGCUGUGGCGGCUGAGAUGCGAAGGGCCGCUGCAGGGAGUCAUUUGAUCCCAGACUUGAUGAAAGCUGCAAGCCAAGCAGCUGGUGCUGCGCCUCUUGCUUCACCGGGGGUGUCAGGUCCUGUUUUGCCUCAGCCUGUGAAUGUUUCUGGGCCCCCGCCUGUUCCAGAAUCCCAUGCACCUCGCCCACCUGUCCCGCUUGCUGUGGCUGUUGCUGCAGCUCCCAAAGCUCCUCCCGCUACGGUGGUGGUGGCUGCAGCUCCCAAAGUGAUGCCAGUGCGUCCUGUGAUGGUUCCUAAUGAGCCUCCUUUGAGCAACCCUGACAAUGCAGCGACGGUCAUCGAUCCACAGGGUGGCCCUCUUGGAACUCCAGAUCCUGCGCCUCCUGCUGGAGCUGAAGCUGGGGUCGAUGUUGUGACGGACAUGGAGGUGAAUGAAACUCCUGCGGAAGCAGCUGGAAGCCCUGCAGCAAUGUGUGCAAUUUGCCGCAACUCCCUGCGAGAGCCUGGACGGGAGGUUCAGAUGUUGGCUUGCGGGCAUGUGUGGCACAAGACAUGCCUGGAGAAUGCUUGGACUAUUGGAGGACAUGAGCCAGGUUGGUGCCCUUAUCGUUGUGAUGUGCGCCAUGCAGCUGCAGAAUUUGAGUUACCCCCUGCUGCUGGUGAUUUCGAAGAAGCUGCCCAUGGUGUCGAAGCAGAGCCACCUAUGGAACCUGUGUCACCGAGUCCGGUUCCUGGUCCUGCAGGGGGUGAGGCAGCCAUGGUGUUGUGA
Messenger RNA from Cladocopium goreaui, 1152 nucleotides. NCBI's taxonomy places the organism in Eukaryota, Dinophyceae, Suessiales, Symbiodiniaceae. The record is from the annotation of a GenBank genome assembly.